AUGGAGUUCUUCCGGCAGGGCCAUGUCAAGCCUGUGCGCAUUGUGCAGGUGACCAGCGCCUCCGCGAUCCAAGAUGCGUUCCGGUACAUGCAGCAGGGUAAGCAUAUCGGCAAGAUUAUCCUGCAGGUGCGCGAUGACACCGGCGGGCUCGAUCUGGGAGAGAUCGACAAGACCAAAAAGGGUGGUGCUCAGCUCGACGGGGAAGCAUCCUACCUGCUUGUCGGUGGCCUGGGUGGUCUGGGCCGUGCGAUGUCACUGUGGAUGAUCGAGCAAGGUGCCAGGAACCUGACCUUCCUAUCCCGCAGCGCCGGCAAAGCCCAGCGUGACCACGACUUCGUCAAGGAAGUCGAGAGCCUGGGAUGCACUGCCCAGCUGGUCCAGGGAGACGUUACGAACCUGGACGACGUCGUGCGCGCAGUCGAGGGCGCCGUGGCUCCUCUGAAGGGAAUUACCCAGAUGUCCAUGGUCCUACGCGACCAGAUGUUCGACGGGAUGAACAUCGAGGACUGGCAUGUUGUCCAUCGCCCCAAGGUCCAGGGAACCUGGAAUCUGCACGAGGCGACUCUCUCUCGCAACAUCCAGCUCGACCAGUUCAUCCUCUUCAGCUCGCCGUCUGGAAUCAUCGGCAAAACCGGCCAGGCAAACUAUGCCAGCGCCAAUACUUUCCUUGAUUCCUUCGCGCAGUACCGGAAGAGCCAGGGCCUUGCCUGCACGGCCAUCGAUCUCGGAGCUAUGGACGGCGUUGGCUAUCUAUCCGAAAACCAGGAUCUUCUCCGGAAGAUGCAAGAUACCGGCUGGCGCGUUGUGCAGGAGGCCGAGCUCCAUGAAGGUCUGGAAGUUGCCAUGACGACCCCCGCUCGCGACAGCUUCCUCCUCGGUAUCUCCCGAAGUGUGCCACUCAGCAGCCCGGACAGCAAUGGCUGGUUGCGCCGCGACGCACGCAUGGCGGUAUACCACACUGUCGGCAGCGGAGCCAGCAAGGCAAGCUCUGCGAACGACGGGCUGCGCUCAUUCCUCAAGUCCGUCAAGAACGACCCGAACGUUCUCAAGUCCACCGAGAGCGUGAACUUCCUUGCGGUAGAGAUCGGGCGGAAGCUGUUCAGCUUGCUGCUGAAGCCGGAGGAUGGGGAGAUAGGCAUCAAGAUGAACACGGCUGACCUUGGUCUAGAUUCUCUGAUUGCUAUGGAGCUGCGGAGCUGGUGGAAGCUGAACUUUGGCUUUGAUAUCACGGUGUUGGAGAUGCUGAGUAUCGGGAAUUUGGAGGCUCUGGGAAAGUUUGCGGCCGAGAAGCUGCUGCAGCUGCAUGAUCUUUAG
Messenger RNA from Rhinocladiella mackenziei CBS 650.93, 1314 nucleotides. RefSeq lists its product as uncharacterized. The coding region runs from base 1 to 1314 and encodes 437 amino acids. Lineage: Eukaryota; Fungi; Ascomycota; Eurotiomycetes; Chaetothyriales; Herpotrichiellaceae. The record is from RefSeq and is a predicted model, not a curated record. The transcript has a single exon. Gene Ontology annotation, biological process: secondary metabolite biosynthetic process; fatty acid biosynthetic process. Gene Ontology annotation, molecular function: phosphopantetheine binding; fatty acid synthase activity.